AUGAAUGGCAGUAAUCCGUACUCGUCCGAAGAUGAACCGUUUGUAGAGUUUGCUGAAGAAGUGCUGGCUCUAGAGAAUCCACCUCUCGUUAUCUCAAUAAGCUACUCCGAUGACGAAGAGCACAUUUUUAACGUCUCGCCAGGUUACGCGCGCACUUUGGAUAUUCUUCUUAUCAAGAUGGGGUUGCGUGGAAUCACGGUGCUUAUCGCCAGUGGUGACGACGGGGUGACUGGACUACGCCCUGAGUUUAUGAAGAUACCUGUCGAGAACAUGUGCAGGCAAAGUGGUCCGGAAUGGCCGUCGUCGAGUCCAUACAUCACUACGGUUGGUGCCACAAUGCUUUUGACGGGAGUACGCGAAGCGGAAAAGCCGUUUUAUCGCACAAAGGAGGAAGUGGUUUGCAGUGUUGAGGACGGUGGAGUCAUUACAUCCGGUGGCGGGUUCUCCAACAUUUACUCAAUGCCGGAUUACCAGCGCACAGCGGUCGAGAGAUACUUGACAACUCGAGAUAUUCCGGCCGCUCCAGGGUUUUUUAAUGCUAGUGGACGUGCCUAUCCAGAUGUGUCAGCAUUAGGCAAACGAUUCCAGGUGUAUAAAAAUGGUCACCUCACUUCGGUAUCCGGAACUUCAGCGUCAACACCUGUAAUUGGCGCGAUGGUGACACUAUGGAACGAUGCACGGCUGAAUGCUGGUAAAAGCCCGCUAGGAUUUAUCAAUCCUCUCCUCUACUACCUUGCAGAGACCCAUGUCGAUACAUUUCACGACGUGGUUGUGGGAAAUAAUGGAGCUGCACGUGGAAAAACUGAUCCGUGCGAGAACGCGUUCAGCACUACUGGUGGGUGGGAUGCAGUUUCUGGAGUGGGCACGCCUAAUUUUUCCGUGAUUCUCGAGUUCAUUUCAAAUCUCGAAGACCACUUCAACGUCUCACAACCGCGCAGCUCAAGUAAUUCCGACGUGCCUGAUACGAGCAACAACUCAGUGAUUCCGACGACAAUGUUUGCCGGAAAGAGCGUGUUCAUGAUGGUGCUGCUAGUAGUAGUAGUGGUUGCAAACGUGGCCAUCAGCAUCGUAGUGGUCGUCACCCUGGUAAAGCGGUGGAGGCACCAGUAUACCCCUCUCGCUGAUGCUGCCAUGACUAGCAACAACCCCACCGUUUCCGCCUCAGGUAGUCCCUCCGCAGCAACUCGCCGCACGAAAGGGGACUUGGAUGCUGAUAGUAGUGAGGAUGAUGCCGAGCUGAGUGAGAUCAGUUUGAAUCCAUGA
This is a messenger RNA of Peronospora matthiolae, 1263 nucleotides long. NCBI's taxonomy places the organism in Eukaryota, Oomycota, Peronosporomycetes, Peronosporales, Peronosporaceae. The record is from the annotation of a GenBank genome assembly.